Molecule: messenger RNA, 1992 nt
Organism: Tilletiaria anomala UBC 951
Lineage: Eukaryota; Fungi; Basidiomycota; Exobasidiomycetes; Georgefischeriales; Tilletiariaceae
Exons: 2
Coding region: 109-1833 (574 amino acids)
Biological process (GO): L-tryptophan biosynthetic process
Cellular component (GO): cytosol
Molecular function (GO): anthranilate phosphoribosyltransferase activity
Source: RefSeq, a predicted model, not a curated record
CCAGGGCCUCGACGAUGCAGAACUAGAUUAGGCUAGACAAACAACACAGCAUAGCACAGCAUAGCACAGCAAAGACGCAGCAUAUCGCAGCACAUUUGGAACGCAGAUAUGGCAGCCACAAGCAGCAUUGCACCGCCGCUUGUAAAAGGAAGCAAUGCCGGCGCCUCAGCGCCGCACACGUCCGACACCUUUCGGCCGCUGCUCAAGAAGCUUACCCUCUCAUGUCCGCUACCGCCCGCUUCGCCUUCAGAGGUAGCAUCCUCAUCAUCGCUAUCAUCUGCCCAUUCCCCCUCACAGACACACCCGCCAGGCCCUCCGUUGACCCCGGCUGACUUGCUGGCCCUGUUCGAGCACAUGGCUGAUGCCAACUUCACCUCCAGCCAUGCGAACCAUGCGCAGAUCGGCGCAGCGCUGACAGCUCUACGCAUGAGCGGAAUCGAUCGCGAACCCGCAGCGCUCGCCAUCGCCAGCAAAGUAUUCCUGCAGUGCUGCUUGCGCGUGCCGCAGCGGGCGGUGCAAGGCGACGAUCAAAGCGAUGGUCGUGGUGGGGGUGGGGGUGGUGACGGGAAAGAGUACACGGGUCUCCUCGACAUUGUCGGUACCGGCGGGGAUGGGCAGGAUACAUUCAACGUCUCGACCACCGCAGCGAUCGUCGCCUCUGGUGUACCUGGCAUUCGUGUCUGCAAGCACGGCGCCAAGGCAUCCUCAUCAACGUCCGGUUCGGUUGACCUGCUCCUAUCGCUAGGCAUCCCGCUCUCGCGGUUACCGCCGACGUCGCUGCCGGACAUCCUGCCGGCGUCUUCCUUCGCCUUCCUCUACGCACAGCUCUUCCACCCGUCGCUGGCGCCGCUGGCGCCGAUCCGCCGCGCGCUGUCCUUCCCGACACUCUUCAACGUCCUCGGCCCGCUGAUCAACCCGGCGCUGCCGCGACGCUGCGUGCUUGGUGUGCACUCGUAUGGCCUCGGCAGGACCUUCGCCGAAGCGCUCCAGCGCCGCGGCGACGUCCAGCGCGCUUGGGUCGUUUGCGGCCGUGAGGGCCUCGAUGAGAUCAGUUGUGCAGGCGAGACGGAUGUCUGGGAGCUCAGCGAGCGGGGCGAGAUCACACAGCGCGUCGUCACGCCGGAAGACUUUGGCCUGCAGCGACAUCCGCUCAGCCACGUCGGUUCUUUUUCGUCCGACGAGAAUGCCGCAAUAGUUUGGCGUCUGCUCUCGUCCACGACGGACGAAGACCUGCCACUGGAACCGCUCGCGAGCCCGUCUCGCCUACGCACACACGAGCUGCCAACUCUGCUCUCCACUUCCUCCUCCCUGUCUUCCUCCUUCUCAUCCAUCGCUUCUAUACCCACCACGCCAACAGCCCCAUCCACGCCGACCGGAACGUCGUCUCUCCCGCCCAUACCAGCGAAUACGCACCUGCGCGCCAUCGCGGACUAUACGCUCAUGCAAGCCGCUGCGCUGAUCUACGUCGCGGGGCGCGCUCCGACGUUACCCGCGUGCGUACACCUUGCGCGUACGGCUAUGCAGGACGGCAGCGCCAAAGCAGCGCUUGAGCGUUUUGAGCAGUGCGCAAACCGCGAGAUUGCACGCAGUGACGAACAAGCGCGACGGAGAGCCGAAGAGGCGCAGGCGAACGCUACCUUAAAUGCUUCAGCCGCAGAGGGAGACGCGAAGGAGCGUGAGGAGAAACCUGAAAAGAUGCAAGGCAGCGACACUCGGAAAUCUAGGCAACGUCUAAGGCAAAGGGAAAAGACAGACGAUAGGAACCAGCUGCAGGACGGAUUUGCAUACCUUCCGGAACCCUCGCGCGAUGCGAACGUCGGUACCGACGACUAGACCCCUCACUGACAGAGCCCCACGUUUCCGUUGCACCGCUACAGCUGCCAUGCAUGUCCGAGUACUCCUGCCAGUGGAGCGUCGCGCUCGAUAUCUUCGCACGCAGCCCCUCACCCCCUUACAGACCUAGUCGAUUAGCCUAUGUAUGUAUAAAUGCAG